CAAGAGAUGAAUUUCCACUUUUAAGUAUUCCCCGAACUAAAGCUAAAUCAUCUGGCGUCAAUGCCCAACCACUAAUUUGACCGAUAGAUUGUAAUUCUGGACAACGAUCUAUCAAAAGCUAAAAUAAAUAAAUCUUGUUAAGCAAGCCGCUAAAAGAAAAUUCCUUAAUAGAGAAACUUAUCAACCCAAUUAUAAUCAUAAUAAUCAAAAAAUUUUAGUGGACAAUGCAACUAAUACAGAAUGUCAAAAACCAAUGAUGUUAAAUGCUUGGACUCAAACUGAAAGUGAUGAUUUUAAAAUAAAAAUUACUGAAAAUAAUUUGAUUGAUGAUUUACAAGAUCGUAUUCGAAAAUUAGAAGAAAUGUUUAGAUCACAAUCUAUUCAAACAUUGUGCAAUGAAUCACAAUUAAAUCAGUCACAACAGCAACACCAACAGCAUUCUGGCACAUCAAAUUGUAUUAAUGGCAAAACAAUUCAAAAUCAAUCAUACAAGAAAUCACCAUUAAAAUCAAGACAGCCCGGGAAAGCUACAUAUAAAAUAGUUGCUGGUCCAGCAGGUAUGGAAAUUAUUGAACCAAUUGAAGUAGAAUAUGCUGAAGAAGAUGGAACAUAUUUAGAUCAUGAUUUGAAUAAUAGUAGCGAUUCAAAUCGAUUAGAAAUUUGUAUACCAAAGGAAGAAUAUCCGAACAAUGAGGAAAAUCAAUCAAAUAUUGGACAAAUUUCUCAACAUCAGCCUAAUAUUCAAACAUAUACCAUUCAUGAAUAUGCACAGCAAUCAUCAAUUGAACAAAAUCAAGGUAUACAAUUGCCAGGUCCGGCCAACCAACAACAUAUUCAAACAUUACAUAAUACACAUAAUCAACAACCACAACAACAAUCUUCUCAAUUAUAUCAAACACAAAUAAGUGAUACUUAUCAUACCAUUAAUCAUUCACAAAACCAUCAUCAUCAUCAUCAACAACAACAAGCAGAUCAAUCGGUCGAAAAUAAUAAUAGAAAUUUACAAUAUAUUUCGGUGGUACAUUCAAACAUGUUGGGGAAUUCUAAUACUAAUCAUAUUCCACAGCCACAAAAUGUAAUUAUUGCUGCACAACAACAACCAAAUCAGCAAACACAACAACCUUCAAGUAUAAGUCCUUUAUCAAUAGAUUCAGUAAAAUCUAUUCGACAAAAAUCAAAAACUGAUGUACGACAAUAUAUUUCAAGUCAAGAGAAUUUGCACAAUGGUUCUGGACCAGAAAUAAGUAAUGAAGUUACCGUUCCAGCAGUAUCGUCAUCAUUUGAAUAUAAAAAAGAACCAUUUGUUCAUGAAAAUGAAAAUGGUCGACGUUCCAGUGUUGGAUCAAAUUUUAUGCCGCAACAAUUAAAUGAAAUUGAGGUUUCUUUAGGGCCAAAUAAUACAAGAAUACCGGCAGCAGUUUAUGAUUCAAUUGAUUGGGCAUCAGUUACAAGUGCAACACGAAAACUUUUAAUAACGAUAUUUGAUCGCGAAACAUUAGCAACUCAUACAAUGACCGGUAAACCAUCACCAGCAUUCAAAGGACGUGACCUUCCAUCUAAACAUCAACUAAAUCCACAAGCUGUACAAGAUAUCAUAUUUGCUGUAAGUCGAAAAUGUAAUGUAGCUGAAAAAGAAGUUCGAACUGCGAUUACAACAAAAUGUGCAGAUGAAAAUAAAAUGCUAAAACAAAGAGAGAAAAAACGACGAAGUUUACAAGAAUCGAAUAAGGAAAAUUUGAGUAAGACUGGAGCAAUUAAUCGAAAUUAAGAGUUGAA
Messenger RNA from Condylostylus longicornis, 1776 nucleotides. RefSeq names its product homeobox protein 13-like. Lineage: Eukaryota; Metazoa; Arthropoda; Insecta; Diptera; Dolichopodidae. Bases 254 to 1768 code for a protein of 504 amino acids. Gene Ontology annotation, molecular function: transcription corepressor activity; DNA binding. The record is from RefSeq and is a predicted model, not a curated record. Gene Ontology annotation, biological process: negative regulation of Notch signaling pathway; positive regulation of neuron differentiation. Gene Ontology annotation, cellular component: nucleus. The transcript is spliced from 2 exons.